Molecule: messenger RNA, 2867 nt
Organism: Esox lucius (northern pike)
Lineage: Eukaryota; Metazoa; Chordata; Actinopteri; Esociformes; Esocidae
Gene: ampd1
Product: adenosine monophosphate deaminase 1 (isoform M)
Exons: 16
Coding region: 102-2324 (740 amino acids)
Biological process (GO): IMP salvage; AMP metabolic process
Cellular component (GO): cytosol
Molecular function (GO): AMP deaminase activity
Source: RefSeq, a predicted model, not a curated record
UAAGGCAAAGGGCUCCACAUUUCCCUGCUACACUGGUCCAGUAGCUCUGCAGCUUAUAUAGUCUUCAGGGAGCAAGUUUGUGGAAGGGAACGGCUAUCACCAUGCCUAAAGUCAAUAUGCCAGGUCAAAAGACCAAUGAGAGCAUGCGUGCCUUCGCGGAGGAAGUCUUUGCGUCGGAGACCAAAGAUGAGGGCGUCCGUGAUGAGAUCUCCAUGUUUGACGUGCAAGACGACUGUCCCAUCCUUCAACAGGAAAUGGCCCAUCACCUGCACACUGAUGAAGAUGCUGAGAAACGUAAGAAGAGACUGCAUAAAUGUCGCACCAUGACUUUGCCUUCGUCCAUGAGUGAGCAGUCCAGGAAAGUGUUGCGUCCUGUGGCGGAGGUUGAGUUGGAUACCCCAACCUACCUAGAAGUGCCUGACUUCCAGAGAGUGGCUAUUAUCGGAGACUAUGCCUCUGGGGUGACCAUGGAUGACUUUGAGGUGUCAUGUAAGGGCAUAUACCGUGCUCUGUCAAUCAGAGAGAAAUAUAUGCGGCAGGCAUUCCAGCGCUUCCCCCUCACCACAUCACAGUACUUGAGGGACAUUGAAGGAGAGCCCUUUAAGCCUGAAGACUCAGUACAACCAGUCUUCACAUCCCCACCUAAGAAGGGUGAGGACCCAUUCAACACCAAGUGCCUACCUGAGAACGUGAAGUGGGUGGCGCGCAUGAAGAAUGGCGUCAUCUAUGUGUACAAAGACGCCACAGCGGCUGACCAACACAAACCAAUGGAGGAACUGGCCAUCCCAGACUACGAAACAUUUAUUGAUGACAUGAACUUCCUCAUCGCACUGAUUGCACAAGGCCCAACUAAGACGUAUACUCACCGCCGCCUGAAGUUCCUCAUGUCCAAGUUCAACGUGCAUGAGAUGCUGAAUGAGAUGGAGGAGAUGAAAGAGCUCAAGAUGAACCCCCACAGGGACUUCUACAACUGCAGGAAGGUUGACACCCACAUCCAUGCAGCUGCCUGCAUGAAUCAGAAGCACCUCCUGCGCUUCAUCAAGAAGUCGUACCAGGUGGACGCUGACCGUGUAGUUCAGAAGGUCAAGGGCAAAGAUGUCACCAUGAAGGAGCUGUUUGCCAACCUCAACCUUCACCCAUAUGACCUAACUGUUGAUUCCCUGGAUGUGCAUGCUGGCAGACAAACCUUUCAGCGUUUUGACAAGUUCAAUGCCAAGUACAAUCCUGUGGGAGCCAGCGAGCUGCGUGACCUGUACAUGAAGACAGAGAACCACAUUGAUGGAGAGUACUUUGCCAGGAUCAUUAAGGAAGUAGCCUCUGACCUUGAGGAUGCCAGAUAUCAAUAUGCAGAACCCCGUCUGUCAAUUUAUGGCUGUAACCCUAAUGAGUGGACAAAGCUUUCUGGCUGGUUUAACAUGCACAGAGUCUUCUCCCCUCAACUCAAAUGGAUGAUUCAAGUGCCCAGGAUUUAUGACAUCUUCAGAGGCAGAAACUUUGUGCCCCACUUUGGAAAGAUGCUGGAAAACAUCUUCUUGCCUGUCUUCCAGGCCACCAUUGAACCCCACGCCCACCCUGAGCUCAGUAUCUUCCUCAAGCACGUGACAGGUUUUGACAGUGUGGAUGACGAGUCCAAGCACAGUGGUCACAUGUUCAGCACGAAGAGUCCCAAGCCAGAGGAGUGGGACAUUGUCAAGAACCCUUCGUACACUUACUACAUCUACUACAUGUACGCCAACAUCACCAUGAUCAACCAGCUGCGCAAGCAGAGGGGAAUGAACACCUUCCAGUUCAGGCCCCACUGUGGAGAGGCUGGAGCGGUCACUCAUCUCCUGGCUGCUUUCAUGACCGCUGACAACAUCUCUCAUGGGCUCAAUCUCAAGAAGAGCCCUGUGCUGCAAUACCUUUACUUCCUGGCCCAAAUUCCCAUUGCCAUGUCUCCACUCAGCAAUAACAGUCUCUUCCUGGAGUAUGCCAAGAAUCCUCUUCUGGAGUUCCUUAAGAAAGGACUAAUUGUCUCCCUCUCCACUGAUGACCCCAUGCAGUUUCAUUACACCAAGGAGCCCCUGAUGGAAGAGUAUGCGAUUGCAGCCCAGGUGUUCAAGCUCAGCACCUGUGACAUGUGUGAGAUCUCCAGGAACAGUGUGCUACAGAGUGGCCUGUCUAAUGAGGAGAAGAUUCACUUCCUGGGUGCCGAUUAUCUGAAGGAGGGACCUGAGGGAAAUGACAUCCGCAAGACCAAUGUGGCCCAGAUCCGCAUGGCCUAUCGCUACGAGACUUUGUGCUACGAGCUCAACCUCAUCAAGGAGGGUCUAAAGACUGAAUAAAUAAUCUGAGAUGUUAUAUGUUUUAGCCCUUGCUAAAUGUAACAAUUGUUUAAUUCAGGACCUUAUUGUAUACUGAUGUUCUCGUUAACAGAAUGGGUCAUGUGUUUUACUGUCAUCCAGUGGCUGUUUGUAACUGGGCACAUAGCAAUCAUCCUGCAUGUGUUUAAGGUAUUGCAUCUUUUCAUUUGAUCCAUUUCUUUGUCCUUUAUGAAUUGUUCUUGUGUCUGGAUGUGCAAUAUUUUGGGCUGCUAGAAAACAAAAUAUCCACCAAAUUAUUUUAUUUACUUAAAUUGAUGCCCUUGCCCUGGCUUAUUUCAAAAUGAAUGACAAUUACAUCAUACAUUCUUUUGUGAUCCCUUGGGUUUCAUAAAUUGUCACUGCAUUUCUUCCAAAGGACUGAGCGGUAAUAGCUACACACGUGGGAGAUACACUUAAAGGUUAAUUAUGAAGAAAACAUUUAAUUCUACCUUUUAAGUCAAGUGCAUUAAUUAUGGUUUUACUUAAAGUUUUAAAGUAUUAAACUCUCAAAACUGCUUUAACAAA